AUGAUAGAGAUGUUCAUCUUCUGCUCCUAAAUUGUAGAAGCACAUCAUUUUAAGUUUGUUAAGUUCUUAUAAUUUAUCUUCUAUUUCCUUUUCAGAUAAUUGGAUGUUAGAAGGAUUUUUAGCUUUUCCAGUAACUUCUUCUUCUUAUUCUUUUUCGUUUUCUUACUGUUUAGAUAUUUCUUAUUAAUCCUAUUAAUUACCUUGCUAUAGUUCUUUUUAUAGUCUUUCAAUAUAGUGAAGGGCUUUAUUUAAACUAUCUUGAGCUUUAUUAUGCUUGUUUAAAUUGCUUUAAAUGGCAGCUUUAUUAAACAAAGUAGAAAUAAUACUGUUUUUAGCAUUAAAGUCGUUAUCUUAAACUAAUCUUUCUUCUAAUUCAAGAGCAAAGUGAACAGCUUUCAAAGCCAAAACGUAUUGCUUGCGCUUUUAGUAAAUGCAUGCUAAAUUGUUAAAUGUUAAAACUUUCAUUUCUCCAUAUUUUAUAACAGGCUUAACAAAUUUGUGAAUUGA
Tetrahymena thermophila SB210 is the source of this 507-nucleotide messenger RNA. RefSeq names its product transmembrane protein, putative. The record is from RefSeq and is a predicted model, not a curated record. Lineage: Eukaryota; Ciliophora; Oligohymenophorea; Hymenostomatida; Tetrahymenidae. The transcript has a single exon.